AUGAAUCCGAUAUUUGUCGACUAUCUCGUGGUGCUCCUGUGGAACAUCACAGCCGCCAAGUGUGCCCUUGGCUCGGCCGUCAUUGUUGCCCCAGUCUGGGCGUUCAUCGUGAAGCCACUGCUGCAGCACUUCUCCUCCUCGUCGUCGUCGCGGUUCUCACUGGGGGUGUUCGCCACAAUGAUGGAGCGGUGUAGGGCGCAGAGCAACAGCGCAGCGGCCCCGCAGCAGCGCAGGCAAGGAAAGGCAGGCGCGAGCAAGAAGGCAUCGAGUGCGGAGCAUGCGCAACAUGCGGAAGCCAAUGAAGGUGUUGCCUCCGGCGCAUCCGUUGUGAAGUGGGCGGCCCCCGCUGCCUCUGUGACGAAUGAUGCGCUCGUGGCGCUCUUUCGCUCGCCUGAAUUUGCGCUCUGGUACGGCGAGCACCGCGACUCACUUCUGCAACGCGUGCGCGUACGAUGUGCGCAGCGGAUUUGGGCGUCACUUGCCACGCUGACGGUGCUGCUGCUGGGGAUGUUCGUCUUGCCGCUGUUUACCUUAGCUAAUGAGGGCGCGACGUUGUGGGUGCUGCUGCAGCGGCGCAGCAGCGAGAGAGCCGUGAUACACAGCACUGGCUGGUACGGCGUUCUCGCCACCGCGUGCGGGCGGGCGGAGACGCUUCUGCUGCUCGUGGCGGGUCUGACGCUCCUCACGGCGGUCUUCAUGCCGGCCAACGCGAAGCACACGGCGUCGGUUGAGCUCGUCGCGUUUCUCAUCCUUGUCGCCGAGGCAGCGCAGGUGGAGCGCUUGGCGUUCGGCGCGGGGUUCGCCGUGCUGCUUGGCGUCGUGGUGUGGCGUAUUGCAAGCGUGUGCGACUGA
This is a messenger RNA of Trypanosoma grayi, 852 nucleotides long. RefSeq lists its product as hypothetical. The transcript has a single exon. Lineage: Eukaryota; Euglenozoa; Kinetoplastea; Trypanosomatida; Trypanosomatidae. The coding region runs from base 1 to 852 and encodes 283 amino acids. The record is from RefSeq and is a predicted model, not a curated record.